Messenger RNA from Gamsiella multidivaricata, 442 nucleotides. RefSeq lists its product as uncharacterized. Bases 56 to 442 code for a protein of 128 amino acids. The transcript has 4 exons. Lineage: Eukaryota; Fungi; Mortierellomycota; Mortierellomycetes; Mortierellales; Mortierellaceae. The record is from RefSeq and is a predicted model, not a curated record.
AAACCAAACACCCACCGAUGCACCCGUACCAAAGUGCACUCCGUUACUCGGUGCUAUGGCCAAGCAGUAUCGCUGCUUCGCCCAUCAUGUCCACUACAACCUGCAUCAGCAGCAGCGCAGUAGGACCACAGCGAUGACCACAGCGAUGACCAGUCGAGUCCACAAAGCAAGGAGAGACUCGCUCCUCCAACCCAGCAUAUCAGCCUGUCGGUUACAGCAACCACAGGUACAGCAUGGCCCAGUCCCACCGGGAUUCGUCAUGGUCAAGAAGAGCGAAUCAGGUGGCCACAAAGUUUCGGCUGAGAAGAGGCUCAGGCUCGCCCCACCUAACCUAGUGGGCGAACCAGACUCGCUGGGCCAUGGCAUGCCCAUCAAGCCCAUCCAGCCCAUCAAGCCCAUCCAGCCCAUCCAGCCCAUCCAGCCCAUCCAGCCCAUCAAGUGA